AUGAAUCCUGGCCUACCACAAUAUGGCGCCCAUCAAGCCCCAACCCUCUUUUACUCUGUUGAAGCCCCUCAAGCACCUCACCCACCGCCAGACCUACACGCUCGUAACCUUAACCUACGAGUAACACCCGCUAAUACCUCGGGACGCAAUAAACCCUUGAAUGAUACCCUGCGUCUAACACCCAUACCGCUCGGUUUCAAAGGACCGUCUAAUAUCACGACGUAUGUGGGCGACGACGAUCCCUUUGAAUGGAUCCAAAAGUUCGAACCGACAAUGACCCUUCAUGGCGAGACAGAUCUCCUUAUGUGCAGGACUUUCCCUACACUCCUCGACGGCAGAGCAUUGACGUGGUACACCACUUUGCCAACUGGGAGUAUUGCGUCCUGGGAUGAUUUGGCGAGCAAGUUUCAGACCCAUUUCGCAACAAUUCGCCCAGUUCCCAAGUCUGUUCAUUCCCUUGGAAAAAUUCGCCAGCAAUCAGGGGAAACCCUCAGAUCCAUUUUCGAUUGCUUUGACAAAGAGGCUCUUCAGGUACAAGGCUUAGACCCUAAAGUGCAAGUGUACAUACUCUUGUCAGGCCUGCGACAGAGGGCAUUCGCAUAUGAGCUCGCCCGCCACGAAAUUACUAACCUUGAAGAGGUCAAGAAGAAAACUCAAGAGUUCAUGCGAAUAGAAGAGUAUAAGGGAAGUAGAGCUGAUGACUCCCAUAACCAAGAGAAGAAAGCUAAUAAAAAAGACCACGUUGAUGAAGAGAGGAAAAGUCACAAAUCCUCCAAAUAUUCCAGACGCCCUUUGGGGUGUGAUACCCCAAGACGCCAAUCUCACAGCGUCCUGCAAACUGAAUACAAAGAGCGCAAGAGCAACCUGCAACACCAACAGCCAGCCAGAGAAAUCAUUGUAUACUGCAAAUUCCACCGUAGCAACGGCCACAACACCGAAGAAUGUAGAUCUCUCAAGGAUGAGAUUGAUGAGCUAAUCAAAGGUGGAGCCCAAAGGCAGAUGAAUAAUUCUGGGCAUGAAAUUGGUUUCGGCAGGCGUCGCCAGGAACCUAGCAGGUCGCUAGAAAGGCGAAGAAUCGGCCAAUUUGUCUACAGGCCUCGCCGCGAGCGUAAUCGAAGAGAAAACUCCCCAAGAGAUCGCAGGGUCUAA
Messenger RNA from Gastrolobium bilobum, 1149 nucleotides. RefSeq lists its product as uncharacterized. The record is from RefSeq and is a predicted model, not a curated record. The coding region runs from base 1 to 1149 and encodes 382 amino acids. Lineage: Eukaryota; Viridiplantae; Streptophyta; Magnoliopsida; Fabales; Fabaceae. The transcript has a single exon.